UCGAAUGUUCGGGCACACCUCCUGCCCCACCGACACUGUCCGGGCUCUGCGGCCGAGCUCGCGGUCACGGGCUGCUGACAUGUCCAGCCCCCGGAGAAGCGUGGACGGCCGCCCAGCGAGCGCGGGGGCGGGGGCGGGGACGGGCACGGGGGGCGGUGGCAGCCUCCCGGGCAGCCCCGCUCACGGGAGCCACGGCGGCGGCGGCAGGUUUGAGUUCCAGUCCCUGCUGAACAGCCGCGGCCCCGGCGCCGAGCCGAGCGCGGCGCGGCUCCGGGCCUCCGAGAGCCCGGUGCACCGGCGCGGCUCUUUCCCCUUGGCCGCGGCGGCCGCGCCGUCCCCGCCCCCGCCCCCUCUGCCCGAGGAGGACUGCAUGAAGCUGAACCCUUCCUUCGUGGACAUCGCCCUCCGCUCCUUGCUGGCCAUUGACUUGUGGAUGUCCAAGAGGCUGGGCGUGUGCGCCGGGGAGAAGUCGUCCUGGGGCAGCGCCAGGCCCCUCAUGAAGCUGCUGGAGAUCUCGGGCCACGGCAUCCUGUGGCUGGCCGGCACCGCAUACUGCCUGUACCGAAGUGACAGCUGGGCCGGCCGAGAGGUGCUGGUCAACCUGCUUUUCGCUCUGCUCCUGGACUUGGGCUUGGUGGCGCUGCUCAAAGGGCUCGUCAGGCGGCGAAGACCCUCGCACAACCAGAUGGACAUGUUUUUCACGUUCUCGGUGGACAAGUAUUCCUUCCCCUCCGGCCACGCCACCAGGGCCGCCCUGGUGUCUCGGUUCAUCUUGCACCACUUGGUGCUGGCCAUUCCUCUGAGAGUGUUGAUAGUGCUGUGGGCCUUCAUCUUGGGCCUCUCCAGGGUCAUGCUGGGAAGGCACAAUGUCACAGACGUAGCUUUUGGAUUUGUCUUUGGUUACAUACAGUACAGUAUAGUGGAUUAUUUUUGGCUGUCUCCCUUCAAUGCCCCUGCUGUUUUUGCUCUGUGGAAUCCCCAGUAAAUAAUUUGAUUGUAUAUGGGACCAGAAGACAUGAAGGCUUCCGGGAUAAAAAGGACCAAAGAUACACCAGCACUCAUCUUGCUUAGCUCUUGUGGACAUUUUGAACUUCCUUUGGAAUUUGUCUAAAUGGAAAGAUGUAACCCCUGCCACCUUGAUAAUUGCUAGAUUCGAGCAUGUGCCAGCCGUAAGGUGAACACAGUCAUAUUAGGUAAAUAAAUAUUUAUAUAGGGAGAAUUAGACAUAUAUAGAUCUUCAUUAACAACUCUGUCAGCAAGACAGUAGCAAAGGAACCAAGCAGUUUGUCUUACUGUAAGCUACUAAUUUCUUUUUAAAGUUUACAUCAGUGGAUAAUAAAAUUCCAGGUAUCACCCAUACAUGGGGGAAAAGAAGUGUUAACUAGAUUCAUAUUUUGCAUUAUUAACAUGCAUUAAGGUGAACAACUCAGUAGUUUGCUGUUUUGUCCCAUAGUAGAUUUCAAACACUAUUUUAAAAAUAUAAAACAUAAAUUCUACUGCUUUUAUCUCAGAAAGUCUGGUGCUACAGAUAUGUAGAUUUUUUAAAUUUUAAUUUAUUCACUUUUAAGAACCUACACAUGUUUUGGGGGCAGAUUGGGGGGCACAUUUCCAUCUUUGCUGAAGCAGCAAAUUAGGACAUAGAGAAGAGAUAACUCUAUUCUUCCCCAUCCAGUUAAAAAAAAGGAUAAAUAUAAUUUUUUCCAUUCCUAUCUAGUAUUACCUGUUAGCAUGUGAAAGUCCAAUGGCUGAGAGAAACUCCAGAAAUAGAAUAUACAUUAAUACUUAAAGAACCUGCUAUUUCAUCUGGGUGAAUGUACCUUUCACCAAAUGCAGACUGCAAGUCCUCCAUGCCUUACUAGUGGUUUCAUGACUUGCUGUGGAUGAAAAAAAAUCAUCACCUGGUAGCUAGUCCUGUGAUUAUAAACUUCUCCAAUUUAGCCGGGAUGGUCCUUGGACCAAAAAUGUCACCAAGCCUGUAUGUGAAGCCUUUCCAGCUUGGUGGGAUCUGUAUUUGCAGAGCUUGCAUUUCUUUUACUUAGCCUUCAAGAACUCAAGGUUCCCUCCACACCUUGGUGAGGUGCUGGAAAACACUUAAGUGGAGCAUACAAUAUAAACAAAAAAAAAGGUGGGGGGGAGGAGCCUGAGAGUGUCCAUUAGAAAGGCGUGAACAAAAAAAAAGUCGUGGGAGUAGGGUUGUCUUUCUGUUAGUUCUGUGGCAAUUUUGCUGGGUAUUUAUGGGUAGCUGUUGAGUAGGUCAGAUUCCUCAAUUCUGUGAUAGAAGAUAGUAAAAAUAAAUCUCUUUGGUGGGCAGCUAGGUGGCGCAGUGGAUAAAGCACCAGCCCUGGAUUCAGGAGUACCUGAGUUCAAAUCUGGCCUCAGACACUUGACACUUACUAGCUGUGUGACCCUGGGCAAGUCAUUUAACCCCCAUUGCCCCACCCCCACCCCCCAAAAAAAUCUCUUUGAAAAUAGUUCUUUAAAAGCCACUUGUUGGGAAAGGUCAAUUAAAAAGUCGCCCACCUAUGAGGGAACAUUUUAUCUGUUGGAGGGCAAUUGAAUUAAGCCAUAUAUUACAUGGACCACUGGUAAAAGGUAUGUUGCCCAUGACUAAUAAUCAGUAAAGGAUAAAACUGCUGAAGGAGUGAGGAGAGUCCAGGACCAAUCUUUUAAAAGUAACAAUGCAAGUUUUCCCAUGUACAACAAAAAAAACGUGUAUUUUGUAAUUUCUUAUGUUGUAUUUGGGUGAUGUUUUUUGCCUAUAAUGAUUGUAAGGGUAAUGGAAGUUAAAACAAUCAGAUUCUCAAAUAUCAACAUUCAUCACUGUGAGCUCGCUGUUGUACCAGACACAAUAUAUUAUUACUGAAUUUCUUUCAUGUUGACUUGUUUCAUUUAGAGAAUUUCAUCCAGGGUGCCUCCACAAAUCAUAUUGCCAAAGACCACUUAAUCCAGAAUGCUUAUCAUUCCUCAGCCAGGAAAAAAAAGAAAGGAGGGCUGAUUAAAUUAUUUAAAUGAUACUACCCUUAAGUUAGACAAGGAGUCAAACAUUAUAAAAUUUGGUAUUAGAAUGUUAUCAGUAUUUGUAAAUAGAAAAUAUUGUAACCAACAGUAAUCCUUUUGCAGAUGUGGUAUUGAGUAUCUGUAAUCAGCUAUACAGCAAAUAUUCUAGCGGGGUAGAAGAGUAAAAUUCUUAAUGGUAGGUGGCACUUAGAAGUUGGAACUACUCCUUGGGGAUAAAUGGAAUCAUUUUCAUUUCACUUUAACCCAACACUGACAACCUCUUCAUUUCCCCGAAUCAACAGAGUGAACUUCCCCCAUCUGUGACGUUUUAAAUUAUUUUGUUCCUUUUUACUUCUAAAGAUUUCCUUUCAUUACAGCAAUGGUAUGCCAGAUGUUUAAAGUUAUGAGACUCCUGUUCUUAGUCCCCAAAUUAACUCCUAGGGGCAUUAAGACAGGGAAAUUUUGUUGAAUGUUUAUACCCCUGAGAUUCACUUAAUUAAAUGGCAUCUAAGUUUACUGAUUCUUAGAGUACAGGCCUAUUCUCCUCCUGAUUGGGAUUUGGUGCAGAACAAUGCAAAUGUAAUAAGUAGUACUUUAGAAUGUACCAUAAAUGUCUUUUUUUUUUGUAAAGGAUUUCAAUUUCAGAAUCACAAUAAAACCUAAU
This is a messenger RNA of Dromiciops gliroides (monito del monte), 3661 nucleotides long. It is a transcript of the gene PLPP6, whose product is annotated as phospholipid phosphatase 6. The record is from RefSeq and is a predicted model, not a curated record. Bases 5 to 985 code for a protein of 326 amino acids. Gene Ontology annotation, molecular function: sphingosine-1-phosphate phosphatase activity. The transcript has a single exon. NCBI's taxonomy places the organism in Eukaryota, Metazoa, Chordata, Mammalia, Microbiotheria, Microbiotheriidae.